GACUGUAGUCGUAAAAAAGUGAAAGUGCAGUGUAACUGUGUUUUAAUUCGAUAAAAAUGGAUUUGAAUAAAGAAAAUAAAAUUGGUAUCAAGACAACUUCAAGAAUCCCGUUACCAAAGGAACCUCUGCCGAAGAUCCCAAAACAGGUACUGCAGAAAGAAGUACGGUUACCCCUAAAGAACAUCCAAAGCGAAACGACGAACACCGCCAACGUCGAGAAAAAAUGUCCAUUGAAAAUAGACUCAACACACGUCACAGUACGAAGAACAGAAGAACUAGACUGGGAUUUCAAAGUAUUUAAGGACGAAAAGUAUGCCUUGCCUAAUGCUGGUCCAUCGGAGAAAGACGUAAAAAUAACGCCGCUGAAAUCCCCGUUGGCUGUGAACAGGAUAAAGAAUAUAAAGAAAAGUCUGAAGCGACCACACAGCAGGGAACUGCUAGGGCUUUCGCCUGAGCCCAGCCAGAAGAAAGAAGGAAACUUCAAAAGACGGUUAGAGUUUAAAAAUGUUGAUGAAAGACUGCAUUUGUCUGAUGCUUUGUCCAUGACAUACAUGACGUGUUUGACCCAAGACUACAACAGUGACAUGUUCACUUACCUGCUGCACGCUGAGAGGAGGAGUGCUGCUCCCCGCAUGGGCUCCCGACCUCGGGCCUGUGUCAUCAAUUGGAUCAUGAAGGUCAACGGUAACGGCAAUCCAGCGGUCGUCCAGUCCGCCGUAUCAUACAUGGACGCGCUGCUGGCGACGAGACAGGUGGACGCGGAGCACCUGCAGCUGGUGGCAGCCGCCUGCUUCUGGCUGGCCCAGAAGAACCUCGGGUCCUACAUGAGCGCCAGGAGGCUGGUCAGAGCCUCCAGUCAAGCUUUCUCUGUCACCAAGCUUGUGCACGCCGAGAGAACGAUACUUAAGCUGUUGAGGUUUCCUACAACGCCCAUCGUACCCCAGGACUUCAUCUCCUACUUAUCCUGGAGUUGCGAGUCCUCCAAGCCUGCGGAGGUGGAGGCUGCAGCCACGUUCAUCUGCGAGGCAGCACUCAUGGCUGACAAAUCCAUGUGCAACGCUUACCCAUCAGUAAUCGCCGCAGCAGCCGUUAGGAAUGCCAUGCUGUGGCUUCGCCGAAGCCUGCUGAAGCUGCAUGGUAAUGUUGUAUACCAAAUCGCUGAAUCAAAGGCACAGGACUUCAGCUACGUGUGUUGGGCGCAGAAGAAGGCCGUAUGCAAUAUGUCGGACCCUCAAUGGAAGUUCAAAGCGCCUCUCGAGAAAUAUGGGACACCUCCUCAGUUCGUCGCUCAAAGAAUAGUUAGUGCCGCCACUGAAAUUCAUGAAACUUUAAAAAACUUAUAACACUCUAUGGUCUAUGCAAACGAAUUACGUCUGUAUUAUGGUUGUAUAAUGGGUGUAUUAUGGGUACUGUAUAUUUGUAUUAUAGCAAUAAACUGGCGAGCAAUAAAAGCUUAGGUGUUAUAACUGCGGAGAUAUUAUGAAAAAU
Molecule: messenger RNA, 1488 nt
Organism: Aricia agestis (brown argus)
Lineage: Eukaryota; Metazoa; Arthropoda; Insecta; Lepidoptera; Lycaenidae
Exons: 5
Coding region: 57-1343 (428 amino acids)
Biological process (GO): regulation of cyclin-dependent protein serine/threonine kinase activity; mitotic cell cycle phase transition
Cellular component (GO): nucleus; cyclin-dependent protein kinase holoenzyme complex; cytoplasm
Molecular function (GO): cyclin-dependent protein serine/threonine kinase regulator activity
Source: RefSeq, a predicted model, not a curated record